GAGUGAGUGUAUGAGUGAGUGAGGGAAGGAGGAAGGAGGGCAGAGCCGGAGAGAGUCAUUGAUCGAUCAGCCCAGCCUAGUCCCAAGAGAGUCUGAAGCUUCAGAGGAGAAACAACGUGACUGGAAUGGAGUGGGGUCUUCUGCUGUGGAUGCUUCUCACCUUAGUGGGAAAGACAUCAGCGGCGCCUGAGCAGUACAGCAGAGCAGUGGAUUGGUUGAGCAGGUAUGGCUACCUUCCUCCCCCUGACCCCCGCACGAGUAAACUGCAGACCAAAGAGGGGAUUGAGAAAGCCAUCCGUGUCAUGCAGAGAUUCGGCGGGGUCCCAGAAACUGGGGAACUCGACAGCGAAACUCUCAAGCUCAUGGCUACGCCGCGAUGCUCCCUCCCUGAUAUUGUUGGGAGUGAGGACAUGCUGAAGAGGAGGAGGAGGAGGAAGAGAUACGCCCUGUCAGGCCUUAAGUGGCAUAAGACAGACCUCACAUGGAGUGUCCACAGCUACCCAUCGCCCUCCACCUCACCCGGCAUGUCGAACGAUCUGGUGGACAACAUCCUGACUCACGCCUUCAAAGCCUGGAGUGACGCGGCCCCCUUGACUUUCCAUCAGCAAAGGAUUGACAGCAGGAGGGCAGAAGCUGGAGGGGACAUCAGAGUGACUUUUGCCCGCUUGCUUCACGACGAUGGGUACCCUUUUGACGGGCAGGGUGGCACCCUGGCCCACGCCUUCUUCCCCGGCAGGGAAGAAGUGGCGGGUGACACACACUUUGAUGAUCACGAGAUCUGGAGCUACGGAGGUCACAGCAGCAGCACAGACUUGUUCACAGUCGCAGUGCAAGAGUUUGGCCACGCGCUGGGUCUGUCCCAUUCCUCCACUGAUCCAUCCAUCAUGAGACCGUAUUACCAGGGUCCUGUGGGAGACAUUACCAACUAUCAGCUGGAUCUGGACGACAGGCUGGCCAUCCAGCAGCUUUAUGGUGUGAAGGACGGCAGACCACCAGGAGGUGUUGAUCCUGACGUCCCACGCCUGCCCAGCCCACCUCCACCAAGACCAACACAGCCCGCUGACCCCUCAUCCCACGAGCGCUGCAAAGGGGGCUUUGACGCAGUAGCAAACAUCAGGGGAGAGGUCUUCUUUUUCAAAGGUGCACACUUCUGGAGAACUAAGAGAGACGGGGAGUUGAUUUCACUCAAUCCGGCUCAGAUUAAAAACUUCUGGAUCGGCCUUCCGCCAGGAACAAACAAGAUCGACGCCGUGUACGAGAGGAAGAGCGACAGCAGCAUCAUCUUCUUUAUUGGACCUCAGUACUGGGUCUUCAAGGACACGGUGGCCAUGAGCGGCUACCCUCGGCCCCUCUCUGAAUGGGGCAUGAGGACAAAGAGCGGGGCGCUGGUGAACAGGGUGGACGCAGCCUUCGUCUGGGCCCACAACGGCAAGACCUACCUGUUCAGCGGUGGGGAGUUUUGGAGGUUUGACGAAAGCCGUAAGGGUGAACAGGUGAUCAGACAGCCAGAUCAGGGCUACCCGCGAGACAACAGCCUCUGGGGAGGAGUGCCCCCCGACAUGGAUGACAUCAUCAGCUGGGGAGAAGGAGAUGCCUACUUCUUCAAGGACAACCAUUACUGGGUGCUGAAGAACGGAGGCCUGAACCAAGAAGUCGUCACUCCGAAAUCCAUCGCUGUAGACUGGCUCAGAUGUCCAGCUCCGCCUGCGACCUCCGCUCCUCAACACCCAGGGAAGUGCAACUGUGACUUGAAGGGAUCAGCUUCGUUUGUAAGGAGCAACUGGCUCCUCCUGAUCUCUGUUUUAUUGGUCAUUCAGGAAUUUAUUAGAAAAUAGACACCUGAGUAUCCAGCAGUGGCUGCAGGCUGCUUUUUACCACUUCCCUUAUUCUAAUGGAGGGUUAAAGAGGCUCCUCAAAUCACCACACACUCACAGUACAUUACAACCCACAAGCUGGUUUCAAAUUACAUACUACUGUCAUAAAAAUGUUAAUAUCUGCCUUUUACUUUAGCAUAAGGCACGUUACUGUAAAUACCUUGCCUUAUCAGAGCAUAUUGCUGACCUGUGAAAACAGUUUAUUUUGUGUCUGUCAUCCUGCCAUAUAAUUUCAACCCCUUCCUGUUUAGAGAGUAAUGGAUCAUGUGGAGCCUGUAUUAGAGAAUGCCUGGAAAUCUGACACUGAAAUGCAGCACAUGGGCUAUUUCCUCAUAAUGAGGUCUUAUGCAACCACCUUUUGUUUGGACAGUUAACAGUCAACACACCCACACUGAAGUGCAACAUUUUUUGAAAUUCAGAGCACAUUUGUGCACAUGCAUUUACACAGUGCAAACAGAAAUCGGGCAAAUUGAAUGUGCAGAUUGCAAUGCGGUUUGUCGUCGCCCCAUUUUUGUGUUUUCGAGUUUGAUUUUGUACAUGUGAAUGAUUUUCGCUCACAGACUUUGGAAUGAUCAAGAGGAGAAAUUACCUUUUUGUUGACAUUACGCUUAUAUUAUUAUGCUCACUGACAGUAUUAACGCAAAGGUCCUGCAAACAGAGAUGUGGACUCAGUGAGGUUGAAAGAAACCAAUUGUUUACUUGGCAAAUGUUCACAGCAGAGUUUAUCAACUGGUACUCAAUCAGUUGGGGCAAACAAAGUGGCCCCACCUAUUGAAAAUAACUGGAGGCUGAUAAUAACUGUAUUCAAGAGGCUGUGGCGUGCUCAUUUUUUAAGCUAGCACAAAGGUGGCAUCGUGUGAAACACUGGUACCAGCCAUGUUGACAUAGCUUUUAGGGGACGGGGCUAAACUAUGCUCUCAAAACAGGCAACAUUUUGGCGAGGGCACAACGGACGUGGCCAUUUUCAAAAGGCUCCCUUGAAUUCUCAUUUCAGGAUAUCUGAAUGAAGAUCGGUUCUGUGGCUACCCAAGAGUCUCCCUUAAACUUGAGGAGGCUUGUUCCCAGGAAAUGUUUUGUUCCUUGCAAUCAAUGUACUCCUUCAAACGAAAGCUUUAUAUUUGAGGACAAAGGGACAACCAGCCUAUUUGAAAAGCAAUUAAUCACCUAACAUGUGUACACAAUUACGUAACAAAUCAAAACAGGAUUGCUGAGGAAUUCAGAGUGUUAACUGUAUUAGUCUAUGCACAUCACACAGUUAUCAGUAUGGGAUUCCUUAUUGCUCCUUAUUAACAUAGUUUUGACUAUAUACUUCAACAGCAUUAAUAAUUCCCAAAUGUUAGUUAUGGCUUUUGGUUUUCAUGCCCCACCCCAUCGUUUUCAAUUGCCCUAUUUGGCCACCCCUAUGACAGAUUUCUUGGGGCACCACUGGCAAGGAGCGAACAGGUUUCUGGGAUGGGAAUGGGAUUGCUUUUUCAUAUUGUAGUUAUUUUACAAUGAUGUAACUAUCAUGCAAUCCCAAAAAUGUUGGGACGCUGUGUAAAAUGUACAUAGAAACAGAAGGCAAUGCUUUGCAAAUCCUUUUCAACGUAUAUCAAAUUGAAUAAAAUACAAAGACGAGAUAUUUCAUGUUCAAACUUUUUGUAAAAUAUACACUUAUUCUGAGUUUGAUGUCACAUUUCAAAUAGUUUUUUGGAAACCAUGGACAUCAUGUUCUCUGGGCUAAAGGGGAAAAGAGCUAUCUAUGUUCUAACCAUCUUAAAGUUCACAGUCAGCAUCUGUGAUGGUAUGGAGGUAUGCUAGUGCCGAUGGCAUCAUGGGUCACCUGCAUAUCUGUGAAGGCAUCAUGCAUACUGAAAGGUACAUACAGGUUUUAGAGCAUCCAGAUGAGGUCUUUUUCAGGUUCGUCCCUGUUUAUUCCAGCAAGACAGGACAUUCUGCACUUAUUACGACAGCGUGGCUUCGCAGUAAAGAAUGUGGGUACCAGACUGGCCUGCCUGCAGUGCACACCUGUCUCCCACUGAAAAUGUGUGGCGCAAUAUGAAGCACAAAUACGACAGCAGAGACAGUGGACUGUUGAGCAAGUGAAGCCGUAUAUCAAGCACAAAUGGGAAAGAAUUUCACUUUAAAAACUUCAACAUUUAUCGUCCUCAGGUCCCAAAUGCUUACUGAGUGUUGUUAAAAUGAAAGGUGAUGUCACACACGCUGCUGUCACAACUUUUUUUUUUUUAAAUGUGUUGCAGGCAUCAAAUUCAGAUUGA
Molecule: messenger RNA, 4132 nt
Organism: Epinephelus lanceolatus (giant grouper)
Lineage: Eukaryota; Metazoa; Chordata; Actinopteri; Perciformes; Serranidae
Source: RefSeq, a predicted model, not a curated record